Rhodofomes roseus is the source of this 2914-nucleotide messenger RNA. RefSeq lists its product as uncharacterized. Bases 157 to 2463 code for a protein of 768 amino acids. The transcript has 6 exons. NCBI's taxonomy places the organism in Eukaryota, Fungi, Basidiomycota, Agaricomycetes, Polyporales, Fomitopsidaceae. The record is from RefSeq and is a predicted model, not a curated record.
UCGACUUGAGACUCCCGUCAUGGUGACAGGCCCAUGUGACCGUGGUACACACGAACGCGUCCACAGACCCGCGUCGGUGCCCGCGUUGCUGUGUUCACCAACCGCGUCACCCCUCACGCGCAUAGACUCUCCACGACCGAGGCAGACGAAAGCAAGAUGGGAGGGGCAAACUACAUGGGCGGGAAGAGGAACUUUGUCAAGACACGCGCAAAGGAUGCUACCGGGAAAGCACAGCGCAAUCAUUUUGGGAAGCAGCGACUCGGCAUUUUGACAAGGGGCCUUAGCAAAUUCCACUCCGGGGCAUUGAAGUCGACAGAGGGCGGUGCGAACGCCUUGGCCAGGAUCUCCCUGGCACAUGCGCAACACGACUUCCAGGUGCAGUCGGGGAACGUACCUCUUUCUGACGAUGGCUCGCUGUUGCUCCCACGAACACCUGGGUCGUUUCGCCUGCUGUGUAGAGGACCUGCUUCUGAUAGCGCAUCCAGCAAGAGUAGGAGUCACAGCAGUGCGCAUUCCUCAACGAUCUUGAGUGCGCUGGACGUCUCUGUCCCAAUCUCUCUCCGCGCGGAGAUGGAUCGCAUCUGCAACAUCCCUAAUCUUGCUGGACUGGCCGUGAAACCGGAGCGUAGACCGCACCUUGCGGAUUAUGAGGACGCGGGAGAAACAGUAGACUCGUCGUCUCCCGAAACGCCUGAACCUCCUCGCAAGAAGCGGAGGACAUCGCCUAGUGCAACCAGGAGUUCGUCUAGCGACCCUAUGGGAUCACCUCACAUGCGCCCACAAAGCAAUCCAUAUGCGGGCGGUGCCAGUGAUGAAGAUUUUACACCGCUGUACCUCUCCGAAGGGUAUCCACCUCACGCCAGUACUUCCAGACAUAUGCCCGGGUUCAUCAACCAACUCGACUUCGGUCAUCUCGCGCAAGUGGACCCGGAGUUCGAGCCUAUGCCCCUUGAUAGUAGCCCGACGGUGCCUCAGAGCUUCAAUGACUCUGGGUUCUCGGAAUCCUUUCCAGCGCCAGGGCCCAGUACUUUCGGAAACAAGAAGAAUGUUGCAGCACCAAACGUUCGUCGCGACUUCGAACGAGCAAGAUAUCCCUUCUACGGCGAUCGGAAUGUCCAAGACACAUCUUCACGCACACAGAGCCCUUGCGCGGCGAAACUCGGGCGUAGCGCAAUGGCAUCGACUGCAUGUCCGGCCAAUAGUAAUUUGCUGGACGGCCCUCAUGCUUCAGAACGCCUCGCGACCUCCUCGGCCCUUCCAAGUUCACUCUACUUGCCUUUUAGUCAACCGUCGCUCGACACGUCUUCGACUAGCCUUGGCUCUCCUGCUCAUGGAUCUCAGGUCCCUUCUCAGUCAACUUCUCGGUUCCUCACGAAUACUCAGUCACCGGUGACAGUUCAUGCUGAGCGAUCUGUCUUCAGCGCAGCGCGCGACCGUCUAGAGGGAGAUGACUUGCCUCCCUCAACGAUAGCAUACCUGGACGAGUAUGAUUCUAUUCUAGAACUUCCGAGCGAGGACAGUCACUUCUUGUCGGCUACCUCGAGGCGCAGCUCGCUCGAUCGGCCUGUGACAAGUAGAAGCCAAUGGACCAAUAGUGCAUGGCAGCUCGCUCUUCUGCCUUCCGAGCCGAAGCUGCUUACGAACUCUCCGCCCGCUGAAAGCAAGACGGACCGCCUGCCCUCAGUCGACGAUUACGACUCCGGCGUUGUUCAGGAGAGUCUCUACGACGUUCUCCAUGGCGAACUCUUCGAAGGCGCGGAUCCAUGGCGUGCGCUCGACGACGUACUAGGGCUUCACUCGGAUCAGCCUCCUGUCGAUCUCAGCCAGGAUAGCGGUUACGAUGCAGGGGUCAAUGAACCUACUGGCAGGCUCGAGGCUAUUCCGUCAAUCCUGGGUCAAUCUGCUUUCAUAAAUCAACUAGGACCCCAUGAAGAUGUCGAAACGCAUAUUCCUACAAGCUCACCUGCGAAACUCGACUUUGUCUCCUCGCAAGUUAUAUGCAUCUCUGCAUCUGCUGCUCGUAGCUAUGAAGACAACGACAAUGACAUCAGAAACGGUCACAGCCAUCUCCCAAAUGAAGCUGUCUCAGGGAGUCCAGCUACAGCGGGGACCGGAAGUCUGAAACCAUACAACGAGGUAGCGCAUGGCGUGGGGCGAGGCGAGUACCCUGCUGAUGUUCAAACAAUAUUUGGGCCUCGGUCGUUCACCGAUCAAGACCAAUGUCCCUCUCAGGACGUCGCCAGUCUCGCUCAAGAUGAGAAAGACGCAACACCAUCCCAAUGCUCACCAGAACUUAGUCUCUGUACACAACCCACUCAGUCUAAAGCUGUUCAAUCCACGGAUGAGACCCCGACGACUAGGCCAGUUGCGUCACAGGAAGAUCUUGCGACUAGUGCUGUCCGCCUGGCAAGCAUAGAAGGACCUUGCUUGUUCAUGGACGAACCGUUGUCGGACGAGGAUUGAUAUAUGUAUGCUACAGUGAAAAUGCGCGGUUCGGUUACUGCUUUGCGUCGUGUGCAUGAUCUUUCCCUCAUUUGACUCCUGCCCGUAUCAGGGCAAUUCAACAUCCUUCCAUACUAAGAUAUUCCCUGAGCGCAUUACAGGCCAGCAGCGAAGGAACGCUGAGAGCUGGAUGCUGAACGACAGACUGGAAGUAAUAUUGAGAUUCGUGGAACUGAUAGAACUAGAGCUAAUGUACUAUGAACACGACGUGAACGGCGGCAGUGCCUACUAUCAUCUUCGUAUCUCCUUGAGCUUGUGAGAGAACGCUUCUCGACAUUGAUAGUGCGUGACUUCCCCUCUGUUAGAUUCUAUCAGCAUGACCCGAAGCAGCUCAUGCAGCAAACCUACCUUGGAGCAUGUACAGCGAUGACACUGUUGGAUCCGAUGCGCUUAUGACACUGAGGGCAUCUAG